GGAAACCAUUGAUGGAAAAUGAUGUUCGCCGCUGCUCUUGCCUUGCUUUUUACUUUUGCUGCCACACUCAAGCCCAAUGCCACUGAAGACCAGCAGGUGGAGGAAUGGGAUCCAGCAAACCUCCGAAAGGCUAUUUACGAAAAGCUUUCCAAAGUCCUGAUUGAAAAGGAAUCAAAACCUGGAGAGCCACUGCAAGCAGUCAACUGGCCUCUGGCACAUUUCAUAGACCGCUACCUUGACGAGGCUGAGGCCCAUGCUCCCUCCACUACACCUGACACCUGGACCAUCAACGAUCAUACUGAACAUUAUGAUCUGAUAGAAAAUUUCUUGAAAGAUGAGACAAUAGAAAAGAACAGCACUAAGCUCGAAGAUUUUAUGUUUAAAGACUUCAUAAAGAAAUAUGAACCAGCUGUUGUUUGGGAGGAGACUGAAAAAGCGCUGGGACGAAACUAUACAAAUAAUCUUAAAUUCUUGAAAGGCUUGGACUCGACAGAUGAGCUGCUCAACCUCAGUAUCUCAGGCAGCGGCCGUCGUUAUUGGAAUAACCAGUGGCCAAUGGGAACGCCGACUCAAAAGCCGCCAUUUUAUCAAAAUGAAAACAUGAAAAAAGGUGACGGUGAAGCCGCUACGUACAUAAUGAGACAAUUCAUCUACCAUGCUAGGAACAGAAUGUCGCUCAUGCAACAACUAAGAGAUAAAUACCGAGCAACAGCGCUGUACAAGAUGGGAUACCUUUUUGCUAAAACUGAUUACGCAUGUAAAAUUUUCGGUUCUCUCGCAUUCAAAGCGUUCUCAGAUUGUUCGAUGACGCGUUAUAAAAUAUUUGGAAAACACCGUGUAUACAAAAGUUAUAUGGAUGUAGCGUACAGUAUUGAGCGGUUGAUAUCCAGGUGGUUUGAUAUAGACAUACUGAAAGACCUGUUGGUAUCGAACGACAGGAUAGCCCGGAACGUGUUGUUAAAGGACAAGAACCUCACCACGCCUAAGAUGGUCGUUGAGGCUUUUAAUGAAAUGUUUAUUGACUAAGGAUUUAGUCACUAAAAACUACAGGAUUUUGUAGGAUUUAGUCACUAAAUCUUACAAAAUCCUGAAAUAAAAAAAAAAUUCUUGAGUUUAAUGUUAAUAAAUCCUAA
This is a messenger RNA of Cydia splendana, 1133 nucleotides long. RefSeq lists its product as uncharacterized. The record is from RefSeq and is a predicted model, not a curated record. NCBI's taxonomy places the organism in Eukaryota, Metazoa, Arthropoda, Insecta, Lepidoptera, Tortricidae. The coding region runs from base 19 to 1026 and encodes 335 amino acids. The transcript has 2 exons.